UCUCGCCCUCUUCUAACAUGUUUUAUCUAUUUCCCGCAGCCUAAGAAACCGCAGCGAGUCAAGGUGGAGGGACUUCUAGACACGGGGGCGGAUGUUACAAUCAUAGCCUCCAGGGUCUGGCCGCAUGGAUGGCCAGCCCAAACCGCGCACGUUUCAGUCAGUGGCGUGGGGGGAACCCAAUACCCCGUCAGGAGCAGGGAGGUACUUACCAUCUAUGGGCCAGAGGGCAGACCGGCGACACUCCAACCGUAUGUAUUAAAUAUACCAGUUACACUUUGGGGACGGGACGCGAUGGAGCAGUGGGAACUCAAGUUAGGGACCCUGUCUCCAGAAGAAAAUUUUUAGGAGGGGUCACUGAAGUACAGCAGCUCCCCAGACUGAGCUGGAAAACAGAUACACCAGUCUGGGUUGAUCAGUGGCCCCUACCUACCAAAAAGCUGCAAAUUCUAAACGAUUUGGUUAAUCAGGAACUAACAAAAGGACACUUGGAGUCUUCCACCAGUCCCUGGAACACUCCAGUGUUCGUAAUCCAAAAAUCCUCAGGUUCCUGGAGAUUUCUCCAGGACCUGCGAAAAGUAAAUGAGGUCCUAGAACCAAUGGGAGCCCUCCAGCAGGGAAUGCCCUCACCAUCUAUGCUCCCUGCUGAAUGGCCCCUAGUGGUCAUUGACAUUAAGGACUGUUUCUUUCACAUUUUUCUUAAUCCGGCUGAUUCGGUCAGAUUCGCUUUUUCAGUCCCUGCAGUCAACGCUUGUGAGCCUCAUCGCAGGUUCCAGUGGCGCGUGCUUCCUCAGGGGAUGAAAAAUUCCCCAACACUCUGCCAGAUGUUCGUGGCAGAGGUGUUGAGACCCGUUCGGCAGAGGUACCCGCAGUCAAUCAUCUUCCAUUAUAUGGAUGAUGUAUUGAUUUGCGCAAAAACUCAAUUGGCAGUAAAUGAGACUCUAAAUUCGACAAUUAAGGCCCUAAAGAAUAAAGGAUUGGAGAUAUCCCCUGAAAAGGUACAAAGGGAAGUACCGUGGAGGUAUCUUGGACUUCAAAUUGCUUCCAAAACUAUUAAACCUCAAUCAGUUUCAAUUGACAAGAAAGUCCGAACUUUAAACGACCUCCAGAAGCUACUAGGAGCCAUUAAUUGGAUCAGGCCUGUGUUAGGGAUCACAACUGGAGAAUUGCACCCCCUUUUUGAGCUGUUGAAAGGAGACGCUGAUCUGUCCUCUCCCAGAAUUUUAACAUCAGAUGCGGUAAAAGCCCUUACCACUGUCGAAAAGAAAAUAACGCAGAGGCAAACAUUUAGGAGGAUGGAGGGACUGCCAUCCUCCUUAGUCAUACUUAGAGAACAACGUCAACCCUUGGCCCUCCUGGGACAAUUUACAAGCGACUACAAAGACUUUUGUUUAUGGGAGUGGAUGUUCCUCCCUCAUCAAUUUGGCAAAACUAUCACCACAAUAGUUGAAAUGAUUGGCAAAAUAAUAUCCAAAGGUCGCACUAGGUGUUUAGAGCUCAGUGGGGAAGAACCAAAUUUCAUCUACCUCCCACUGACCUCUGAACAUCUAGAUCAACUGCUGCAAAAUUCUAUUGAUUUUCAGAUCGCCAUCGGGGGCUACCCGGGAGAAAUCAAGCUACACCUCCCGGCUUGCCCAUUUAUACAAAGAUUGGUUCAAAUUCCAAUAAAAUUGAAAAUUAUGCAAUCAGAAAUUCCCAUCAAAAAUGCCAAAACAGUUUUUACCGAUGGCUCGGGGAGGACAGGAAAUGCAGUGCUGGUAUGGAAAGAAAAAGAUAAUUGGCAUCAAGAUAUUCAUAAGGUACAAGUUGGCAUCAAG
Messenger RNA from Lepidothrix coronata (blue-crowned manakin), 1814 nucleotides. Its product is annotated as endogenous retrovirus group K member 11 Pol protein-like. Gene Ontology annotation, biological process: RNA-templated DNA biosynthetic process. Gene Ontology annotation, molecular function: RNA-directed DNA polymerase activity; RNA stem-loop binding. The record is from RefSeq and is a predicted model, not a curated record. NCBI's taxonomy places the organism in Eukaryota, Metazoa, Chordata, Aves, Passeriformes, Pipridae. The transcript has a single exon. The annotation marks the transcript as partial.